Messenger RNA from Acanthoscelides obtectus, 261 nucleotides. NCBI's taxonomy places the organism in Eukaryota, Metazoa, Arthropoda, Insecta, Coleoptera, Chrysomelidae. The record is from the annotation of a GenBank genome assembly.
AUGUCUAGGAGUGGGGACCAUGCAGCAACCAAAUAUUGCUGUAGAAAAUCUUACUCAGCCAAGAUGAAAUACGACAAGUUCGCAACAAUAGUUGGUCCCAAAAAAAUCGAAAUGUUCCAAAAUAUUGAUGGAAAAACGGAAGAAAAUGAAAUUUCCGAUGAAAAUUUGCGUCUAUCAUUCAAGACUUGGAGAUUCUUCCGAAACGGUGAUACAAUACCGACGGAUAUCACAGAGCCAAAAAAUAAAAUUAAUAUUGUAUAA